Messenger RNA from Papilio machaon (common yellow swallowtail), 1109 nucleotides. Its product is annotated as peptidyl-prolyl cis-trans isomerase NIMA-interacting 4. The transcript has 3 exons. Gene Ontology annotation, biological process: rRNA processing. NCBI's taxonomy places the organism in Eukaryota, Metazoa, Arthropoda, Insecta, Lepidoptera, Papilionidae. Gene Ontology annotation, molecular function: DNA binding; peptidyl-prolyl cis-trans isomerase activity. The record is from RefSeq and is a predicted model, not a curated record. The coding region runs from base 114 to 515 and encodes 133 amino acids.
UGCUGUCAGCAGAUGUCGAUGAUAAUAUUUUGAAAUGUUAUCAAACUUUUGAUCUGUUAAAUGUUAGAUUUUUCUAAAUAAACUGAUUAAGAUUUUAUUUGAUUCAAUCCAAAAUGCCCCCUAAAAAGCAACCGGAAAAACAAGCUAAGGGCGGAGGUAAAUCCAGUGGUGGGAAAUCCGGCGGUGAUGCAAAAGAAUCUGCUGCAAAAGAAAAAAAAGGUGGGACAGCUGUCAAAGUACGUCAUAUUUUAUGUGAAAAACAAUCCAAAUGUUUGGAGGCACUGGAAAAAUUGAAAGCUGGACAAAAGUUUCCCGAUGUAGCUGCAGCAUAUAGCGAAGACAAAGCAAGACAAGGCGGAGAUUUGGGUUGGAUGACCCGAGGGUCUAUGGUUGGCCCUUUCCAGGAUGCAGCAUUUGCUCUUCCUAUAUCAUCAGUCACCAACCCUAUUUACACGGAUCCACCCGUUAAAACGAAGUUCGGCUAUCAUAUUAUUAUGGUUGAAGGGAAAAAAUGACAGACAUGGUGUUUGAGUUUGAAUAUUUCUGGGCUAUUCUCUUAUUAUUUGUCAUGGAAAGAAUUUGUUGCCUCCAAGAACAAUUUGAUAAAGAUUACAUGUUAUUACCUGAUCCGCCCAGUUCUAGCAUGUCUAUAAUAUCUGAUAUUGACGGUUUUGCAAACCGAGAUUUAAGUCUGAAGUUAAGUUUUCUUCGAUUGUGCCGUAUGAUGCAUGUAACAAUUAUAUUAACUGUUAUUUUCUUCUGCAACAUGUGUCUAUGGUUUAUAAUGACUAAGAAAAUUGGGCCCAGAUCUUUUGAAUAUCGGUUUAGAUUUACCUUACCAGCUUAGUGUAUUUACACUUAUAUAUAAAUUAUUAUCCAUAAAUAAAACAACAGUUUGUAAACAAUUUUUUUUCUAGUUCCAGCAUAAGCAUCCUGCUCUACCCUUGCACUUGUUUAAAUAAAAAUGACCAAAUUCCUCUAAAGGAUGCUAAAGAUGUUCUGUUCAGUAAAAAUUUGUAGGCAAGGCAUUAAUUGUACAUUUCAACUGACUUAAAAUAUGCCUACAUAUUUAUUGUUUUAGCCCAAAAGUUUUACAUUUCAGUUAAAAC